CUAAAAGUAACGUCUACCUUAAAUAAUCGUUAACUACACUGUGACAUGACACGUUUGUAUUUAUUGGUAUUAUUAACAACGAGUGAGAAGUAUGAAAAUUUAGAUCCAACAAGAUGAAAGAAUUGAAAAGAAUGAAAGUUGAUCCUGUUUAAUCUUGCUUCAGAGUAAGUUAAUUAAGUUCGUGUCUAACGCGAUGAGAAGAGGUAAUUCCUUGUUAAACAGAUUGUCUAAAAUCUUAUGAGUAAAAUGAAUAAACGUCGGAAUUUUGACUGAAAUUAAUACGUUGAAAUAGUUCUUAAAAGUAUAAAUUCACCACAAAUUCAGUGCACACAUAUGUAAGUGAGGGCGCGAUCAGUAUUUUCCUACGAUACAAGUCCAAAAUGUCAGACAUCGAUAAAUGGAUGGAAAUUGCAAAAGAAUGCAAAUAUCUCCCUGAAAAUGAUCUUAAGAAACUUUGUGACAUGGUAUGUGACAUACUAUUAGAAGAAUCUAAUAUUCAACCAGUCUCUACUCCUGUAACAGUAUGUGGAGAUAUCCAUGGCCAGUUUUACGAUCUAGAAGAAUUAUUCCGUAAUGGAGGCGCUGUGCCUGAAACAAAUUAUAUAUUUAUGGGAGAUUUUGUAGAUAGAGGGUAUUAUAGUGUAGAAACAUUUACCCGCCUACUCACACUUAAAGCUAAAUGGUCUGAUAGAAUAACAUUACUUCGAGGAAAUCAUGAAUCCAGACAGAUUACUCAUGUUUAUGGUUUUUAUGAUGAAUGCCAAAACAAAUAUGGCAAUGCUAAUGCAUGGAAAUACUGCUGUAAAGUGUUCGAUUUACUUGCAGUUGCUGCCUUAAUUGAUGAACAAGUACUUUGUGUACAUGGUGGAUUGUCUCCAGCUAUUAAAACAUUAGAUCAAAUUAGGACGAUUGAAAGAAAUCAAGAAAUUCCACACAAAGGUGCUUUUUGUGAUUUGGUUUGGUCAGAUCCAGAAGAUGUUGAUUCGUGGACUAUUAGUCCGCGUGGAGCAGGCUGGUUAUUUGGAAGUAAAGUAACAUAUGAAUUUAUGGAAAUCAACGAUCUUAAACUUAUUUGUAGAGCUCAUCAAUUGGUUCAUGAAGGUUAUAGAUACAUGUUUAAUGAUAAGCUUGUAACAGUAUGGUCAGCUCCAAAUUAUUGUUAUCGUUGUGGUAAUGUAGCUAGUAUUUUACAGUUCACAACUGUCGAUCAGAGAAACCCAGUGCUAUUCCAGGCAGUGCCUGAUUCUGAAAGAGUAAUUCCACCUUUAAAUAUCACACCGUACUUUUUGUGAUCUAACCUAGUGUUCCAUUUGUUUGGAUGCAGAAAGGUAGUAUCUGCGUCUAGACGUUACGAAAUUACAUGACUGUUUCUUCAUGUUGAUGGACACAGGCUGGUACUUUGACGGAGCAUUAUAUUUUCGAACAUGGAUUAAAGUAUGAUACAUUAUUUAGAAUUUUAAUUUAAAAAAUUUUUUUAUGUUUUUACAAGAAAACAUAUUUUUACGCGUUUUUUAAGAAAUUUAUCCAUUUUUGUAUGUUAAGAAAUUAACUUUUAUAUAUCGUGCGCCUGCCAUUGCAUCAGCCUGAUUCUCCUAGUUUGAAAAAUGUUUCGCAUUGAAAUAAAUGCGAACACUGUGGUCUAGACGCUUUUGCUGUCUACUGUGUACAUUCUGUAGAGCAUUCGCAUCUCAGAGCAGUAUUUUGAACGUAUAGUUCGAAGAACUUCUAAAUAAGUUACGAACACCAACAACAAAAGGUUCAGCAAUGUAUGAAUGAAUAAAUGAAAAACCAUUUAAACAUUCCGAAGUGGGAGAGCCUCUGAGUAUAGUGAAUGCUUAAUUGAUAUUAUGAUCGUUGUGCGUAGAAUUCAGGUUUAUUAAAGCGUGAGCAUAUAUACUACUGUUAAGGUCUUCCUGAGUAUGUAAUUGAUCUGUUUCUGGUUUAGAUACUGUGUGUGCUGCGUGCAAUUCUUUUUAUUCUAGAUGCGCAAUCAGUGUUCUUAGCAGCAUAAAGUCGGCAGUUCUGCCGAGGUACAAAUAGUAUGUAGCAGUAGCCAAAGUUUUCCUGUCUAGGUAAGGAAAUUGAGUAGAAAAAUUGUAUUAUAUAAUAGAAGUUUUGUUAUUAUUUUUAUGCACAUGACAAUUUUAUAUUUCAGUCUCUUUUUUUCCUUCUUACGGGCUCAAAAUACUAUCUGCAAAAUAUCUUAAAAAGUAUUGAAAUUUUUUCAUAGUAUCGGCCUUUUUAGCCAUGUUCUACUUUUAUGUGUACAGAGCAAUAGUUUGAAUAUUAUUAUAUUCUCGGAAUCUUUGUACAGUUUCCACAUUAUAUGCCAAAUCGCUGUCAUACUGAAUAAUUAUAAUAGCUAGAUUGUCAUAAGUUCAUUAAUGUAGGGAGCAACUUUUAAGAACCAAGACCCUUAGCAAUGUGCCUCUAAAUUAAUAAGCGUUUGUGUAAUAUAAUGAUACGAUAUUGAUACAUAAUUAAUGGAACGCACCGGCCAUUGCGUAUCAUAAGCCUGAAUUCUGACCAUCGAUUUGCUAGCUCAUGAUAUUCCUAACCGAUCACAGACCCAACAAAUAUGGCAUUGGCAUUGGCACUGGCUGUCAAGUUGAAACUACUCUAUUUUGAGUUUUGUGAUAUAGUUCAAGCGAGGCAUGUGAAAAUUGCAUCGAUGUUUGUAACGAUUUUCCAUGUCGGAUCGUUUGAAAAUGUUUUGAAGACUUGUUAUUUCAAAAAAAUAAAAAAAAAAAAAAAUAAAAAUAGUCAACUUUUGAACAGUGCCUUCAGAACUAUAACACGACGGUCUACUAGAAGUAAAUACUUUCUACUGACGGAUAAUCAUAGACGAACUAGGACGGAUCUUAUAAAUAACAGAGAGCUUAACAAGAGCGUGUAUAAGGAAUUCUCUUCACUUUUUUAUAUUCCAGAAAAUGUUAUUAACAAUUCCUUUAUCAUAUUUCGACUUUUAUUAUAUUAUCUCGUAAGAUAUUUCGGCGUCCAAUUCAGUGAUUGCUUUACAUGAUACUUUUUACAUUUUACAAUAUUAUCGAUAAAAAAUACGAUUUAUAUAUAUAAUAUAUAUGCAGAUUGUUACAAUAUGCAAUUAUACGAUUUUACAUUAAUCACUGCUUUGUAUUUACAUUAUUGAUAUUAUAUUAGAUAGAACAUUACACAAGGCAAGACACGGAGUUUACGUUACAAACUCGAUCUGUCGGUUUUGCAGCCUCUAUUAUCGUAAAACGGCGGGUGAUGCGUGAGAAUGCCUACGUAGUACGGAUAUCCUAGGAAUUCGUAAAAGUAUUAGCUUCUGUGUCUACCUAGGUAUUCACAGCAGUCACUUUUGAAAUGCCUCUGUCUGUGAUCGCUUUAAUCUUAUCGAAGUGUCCAAGCGCUUGCGAUGAUUUACGUCGGUAAGCUCACAGGAAUAAAGACAAUGACAUUAAAUAAUGAGACUACUUUAGCUUAAUAAACGUUUUGUGCAGGAGCUUGAACACUGCGCAUAAUUCUUAAAGAUCUCACAGGUAGACAACAUUUUAACGAUCAUGUACCUUGAAAGUAUAGAUUUUGUUAUGUUAAUGUAAUGAAACGUCUGUAAUAAAAAUGCGCAAAAAUUGCAA
Molecule: messenger RNA, 3617 nt
Organism: Frieseomelitta varia
Lineage: Eukaryota; Metazoa; Arthropoda; Insecta; Hymenoptera; Apidae
Gene: PpV
Product: serine/threonine-protein phosphatase 6 catalytic subunit
Exons: 8
Coding region: 381-1292 (303 amino acids)
Biological process (GO): peptidyl-serine dephosphorylation; G1/S transition of mitotic cell cycle
Cellular component (GO): cytoplasm
Molecular function (GO): protein serine/threonine phosphatase activity
Source: RefSeq, a predicted model, not a curated record